Molecule: messenger RNA, 558 nt
Organism: Cordyceps militaris CM01
Lineage: Eukaryota; Fungi; Ascomycota; Sordariomycetes; Hypocreales; Cordycipitaceae
Exons: 2
Coding region: 1-558 (185 amino acids)
Source: RefSeq, a predicted model, not a curated record
AUGGGUACUGCAAUGCAGUCUGACCAGCGGCUACGUCGCGAACGGCUGAUCAAAAAAGACCAUCUUCACAGCAACCAGCGCAAAAGUCCCAAGUCUGUUGUACACAAAACAAAAAUGACAGAACAACAUUCCGAAAUCUCAGCCGCUACUGAAGACUGCCUCAAAUCCUUCGAGGAGGCGCUGGAACUGGCAUCAGACUUCAAAACGGACCUGGACAGCAUCACCUGUGCCCAGCUACUGCACCAGAAAAUACGUUUCGAGGAAUGGUUUUCCAAGACGGGAGCCCGAGGUACUGGAAAGAGCUCUCUAGACUCUAAGAUAAGAGCCCAUCCCACGUGUUGCGACGAGCAUCGUAACAAGGUGUUGAGGCUCGUGGGUCUUAUCACGGAGAACCUCGUGCGCUACACGAAGAUCGUUGGGGGGGAGGAGACACCGCGGGAUAAACAUCUGGGAGAAUUUGAACCACCGGAAGGCGCCGAAGUUGAGCAAAUCAUGAAUCUUUGCAACAACGAAAUCACAAGCCUUGUGAAACUCACAGCAUUGUAUAAGGAGUCUUAA